Messenger RNA from Schizosaccharomyces osmophilus, 1704 nucleotides. It is a transcript of the gene pck1, whose product is annotated as protein kinase C (PKC)-like Pck1. The record is from RefSeq and is a predicted model, not a curated record. The transcript has 2 exons. Gene Ontology annotation, molecular function: ATP binding; protein serine/threonine kinase activity. Gene Ontology annotation, biological process: protein phosphorylation; signal transduction. Lineage: Eukaryota; Fungi; Ascomycota; Schizosaccharomycetes; Schizosaccharomycetales; Schizosaccharomycetaceae. Bases 1 to 1704 code for a protein of 567 amino acids.
AUGGUGUUUCGAAAAAAUGCUAUUCAUGAUGCUUACAAGAAGAUUGAGCGAGAGGAGUCGCUAAUCAUGGGAGCGAAAGCAAUGGUAGCAUCGACAAAAAACCCAGAAGUAAAAAAACGAUUAGAAACAAAUAUUGCUGUAUCCGAAAACAAUAUCACUUAUCUACAAGAAAGAAUCCAAGCGCUAAAGAUUGAGCAAAAUGGGAAAGAUGACGCCUCUGCAGAAGAAAGUGACUCUGUGCAAAACCAUGCUUCAAAGCAACAAGAUGGCGAUUAUCAAAUUCUGCAUGAAAGCAGAAGCGCUUUUGAAUUACUCAGCUCGGAGAAGCCUUUGACUCCGCAGAAGAUUUCCACUAUGUUGCAGCAUUUGCAAAUGCGGUUGUCUGUAGAGCAACAGUGUGUUUCUGGAAUUGAUAAAAUAUUACGUUUAUACUCCAAAGAGGGAAAAGAUACCCGCGAUGUCUCUGUCAAGUUACGAGAAGGUAAACAAAAGGUCAAUCUUUUAAAGCGAUCUAUGAAGCGCUAUAACGAAUUACAUAUUCCCUUGGAUCAACCUAGUUCUGGUCACGAUGAUCAUCCGGCUCAGGUUGCUUUCCGUGGUCUAGCAAAGCCAGUUUCCGGUAGACUUCAAGUCACCAUUCAUUCCGUGCGCAACUUGGAACAUACUUCUCUAUUCCAACAAAACUUGUCUCCUACAUAUUCUUAUACCGUAUGUUAUGUUGAUGACACCCAAGUUGCUCGUUCAAGAAGCUCGCCUGCUGACGAAUGGGACGAGUCCUUUACUUUCGACGUUCAUCGCGCAAAAGAAGUACAGCUUCUUAUUUAUGAUCAAAAAAAAGAGGUCGAUGUUCCUAUCGGAUUCCUUCUUAUUCCCGCUUCUUUAAUCGCGGAAGAGUUGCGCCGAAAGAGAAACUUACAUGAAUUGUCCGAAGCUAACUGGAAGCCAAGCUUGGCUGAUCAAAAUGCCUAUAAUAAUUCUUCAGCUCGUCCGGCUACUGCUGCAUCCGCUACAUCAUAUCGCAAUUCUCUUUAUGAUCCUCUUGCUUCCUCACCUGCUUCCGCCCCUUCCUCUUACAGACUUUUAUCACGUACGUGGCUUUCCCUUGAACCGGUAGGCCAAAUCUGCGUUUCCAUAACAUUCUCAAAGAAACUAACUACACGACAAUUUCUCGAAACUGGUUUAGGUCGUCAGGGUGCUAUUCGCCAAAAGAAGGAUGAAGUUGUUGCAGGACAUCUAGGACACCAAUUUAUUCAAAAACAAUUCUACCAAAUUAUGCGAUGUGCUGUCUGUGGGGAGCUUUUCUCUUAUUCUCCUGGUUUACAAUGUGAGAAUUGUAGUUUUGUUUGCCACAAAAAAUGCUUACACAAGAUUCUUGCAGGAUGUAUUGCAUUAUCAAACGCAGAAAAAGCUGAUUUUGGGCGUCUCAAAUAUCAAAUCCCUCACAGAUUUGAACCGCUUUCAUCCUUGGGAGCUCAUUGGUGUGCUCAUUGUGGUUUCUUUUUACCUUUGCGGCGCAAAGACUGUUUCAGGUGUGAAGAAUGUAAUCUUACAUGUCAUGGGCAAUGUGCCCAUUUAGUUCCAGAUUAUUGUGGCAUGUCAAUUGAUCUGAAAAACCAGCUCUUGGCUGGGCUGGACGUCAACAAUAAAUCACCAAAGGGAAAGCAGGGGACUAACAAGCAAGAUACAAGGUCUUCCGUAUUCUGA